AUGGUCUUUUGGGGUAUAGGUUUUCUGCGUGAGGUUCAGAAUGAUUAUUUGGAUGGGUCAUCAGGUGGAAAUGCUUAUGAAAUUCAUUUUACUUAUGUGCAGGCAGCGAACUACGAGAUGUUUUUGGAUAAUAUAACUAAUGCCUGGCGUGUACCCAGCGAACUGACCGUCCUCCCCUCGCUCCUUGCAGCAAACAAGCACGAGCAGCAUCCGUUCCCCGUGAUGGUGUACAUUCACGGCGAGUCCUACGAGUGGAACAGCGGGAACCCCUACGACGGAUCCGUCCUCGCUGCCAGCGGCCGCGUCGUUGUCGUCACCGUCAACUACAGAUUGGGAGUUCUAGGUUUCCUCAACACGAACGAAAGUCCUCACCAGCGAUCCAUCACCAACUACGGGCUCAUGGACCAGAUCGCGGCACUGCACUGGCUCAAGGAGAACAUCGCUGAGUUCGGAGGAGACCCGGACAACGUGACGAUGUUUGGCCACGGCACCGGCGCGGCUUGUAUAAACUUCCUCAUGACUUCGAAAGCUGUUCCAAAAAAUCCAAAAUUGUUCCACCGUGCCAUAUUGAUGAGCGGGUCGUCGUUGGCACCCUGGGCACUCGUCAGCGACCCAUUCAAGAACACGCGACGCAUCGCUCAGGCACUCAACUGCUCGGACGUGCCGCUUGGAGACGAGCUCAAGAAAUGCCUGAGGGUGAAGAACUUGCACCAGAUCAUGCAGGCGCAGUCCGAGAUUCCCGAGUACUACUACGCAUUCGGGCCGACCGUCGACGGAGUGGUGAUCGACACCGACUACGACACGGACCGCCAGUCGUACAUCGGGCGCCUGUCGAGUUACGCCCUCAUCUUCGGCGUCACGCCCUCCGACGCCUUUUUCGUCUUCAACGACGACGACGUCAAAUUUGGUCUUGAGACGGACAAGAGAAACAAAAUUCUAAGGUCGUUUAUCCGGAACACUUACAACUACCACUUGACGGAGAUCAUGGCGACAGUCAUCAACGAAUACACGGACUGGGAGCGGCCCGUGCGGCACCCGAUCAGCACACGCGACGAGACCCUGGCACUGCUCUCCGACGCCCUCUACUCGGCGCCCGUGCUCAACACCGGCAGCCUGCACGCCCUCUCCUCGCCGCACACCUUCCUCUAUGUCUUCGACCACCAGACCAGGAACGGCGACUUCCAGCAUCGGGUCGGCUGCGUCCACGGCGAGGAGCUGGCCUACAUGUGGGGGGCGCCCUUGGUGGAGUCGCUCUCCUACUUCCCUAGCAACUACACUCAGAGCGAGGUCAAGCUGUCGGAAACCAUGCUCAGCUACUGGACCAACUUCGCCAGAACGGGGAAUCCGAACGAGCCAACGAAUCAGAUACAGGACCGAAGCGGCGAGAAGAGCCGGUACAGGCUGAUGGAGUGGCCGGUCUACGACGGGAUGCACCGGAAGUACCUCGACAUCGGCUUGAAAUCUCGGGUUCGCGACCACUACCGCUCCCACCAGCUGAGCUUCUGGCUGCAGUUGGUGCCGCAGCUGCACCGGGCCGGGAAGGACGCCCCCGAAGAACACCACCACCUUGAAAACCACAACGACUGGAACUCCUACAGGGGAUUCGUCCGAUCCGAGCCCGUCACCAGGGUAAUUCUGCCUCCCGACACCACGACGGUGGCGACCACGACGCGCCAGUACAACGUGAGUGCGGUGCUGCAACCGACGGCCUCAGGCUCUGACGCCAACAAGACGGGGAAACAGAGCCACCCGUCCCUAAGCGACGGUUUCGCCGCCUACUCCACGGCGCUGUCGGUCACCAUCGCCAUCGGCUGCUCGCUGCUCAUCCUCAACGUCCUGAUCUUCGCCGGCGUGUACUAUCAGCGCGACAAGUCCCGGAUGGAGGCCAAAAAGGUGGCCGAGAACGGCGGCCUUCUGGCCCCCGCCCACAGUAUCAGUGGAGACGUGCACACCCCGCCCACACCCAGCCUAGCCGUAAAGGCGGAGGUAGCCGCCCGAAUGUCGGCGGCGGGGAUGAAGGCGCCCCCGUCGACGCCCAUGGCCCAGGCCACCCACCUCCCGCCACCGGAGUUUGCCGAUUACCCGAGCCAGGCAGCCCAUUACGGCACGGCCCAGGGCGUGUCCCACCUGCACACUCUGCCCCGGGGCACGAGCAAGCACGUGACCUGCGAGGCGCAGAGCAUGCAGGGUGGGCAGGGCAGCCUGACCUUGAGCGUGCCGCGGGCCCCGCCACCGCCGCGCGUCCCCUGCCACACCUCGGAGGCGCAGCCGCUCCUCAAGCAAACCUCCUUCACACUCACCUCCCCCAGCACUAACACCUCCAAAAGCCCCUCCAAAGACUCCAACAUAGGAGAGUUGCGGGUAUAGCAACCCUAAGGGCGGCUUCCUAGUGUAACCCCCCCCCUCUCCUCGCCACCUCUUCAGGCCGCUCUUCCCAAUAUCCUUGUAGUCGCACCGCCCCGUCGCCUCCUCUGACCCGCACUGCGUUUACAGCACCCAGUCCAAGCAACAUGACCCCCCGACCCCAGACCCCGACCCCCGACACAAACCACACACUCCCUCCCCCGCCUCCCCCGUCCCCUCCAUGCUGGCUAGGUCAUGACACUCAAGUUGUUAGUUCGUUUAAAUUAGUGUUCCACUCUUUCAUCCCAGCGGGUUACCACAGUUAGUACAUGUUUUAUUUUCCUUUCUUAUUUCCAUGAUUUAUGGCUUCAUAUCUGUGUGAUGAUCAUACGUAACACCGACAUGAACACGGAGGAACUUAAUGAACUCCAUAGUAAUAACUGCCCUGAGUGCAAUGUUCGUAUCUUGCUCAACAGUUCACGGAUAUUGAACAAAAAAACAAUAAUAAACGGUCACGGGAAACUGAGGAGAAGAAAAUGUCUAGCUCUGUGACGAAGUCUUCGCUUCACCUUUUUAGGAUAAACAAUUUGUGUACGUUUUCUCUGAGAAAUCUCGUGUACGAACUUUGCAUAUUAGUAGAAAGAAAAUAUUUAGCGGGCAUUCGUGCCACCUUUGGUCCAUAGCAGUAAUAAGAAACCGAACUUGGAUUCUUUUAACGGAGGCAAACAAACGAACUAACAAACAAAACGGACAAACUUACAAAAAAAAAAAAAAA
Penaeus monodon (black tiger shrimp) is the source of this 3118-nucleotide messenger RNA. Its product is annotated as neuroligin-4, X-linked-like. Gene Ontology annotation, molecular function: signaling receptor activity; neurexin family protein binding. Gene Ontology annotation, cellular component: synapse; cell surface; postsynaptic membrane. The record is from RefSeq and is a predicted model, not a curated record. Lineage: Eukaryota; Metazoa; Arthropoda; Malacostraca; Decapoda; Penaeidae. Gene Ontology annotation, biological process: chemical synaptic transmission; neuron cell-cell adhesion; modulation of chemical synaptic transmission.